AAUAUGAGCCUUUGGGUGGAUAAAUAUCGUCCAACGACGCUUGGAAAACUAGAUUAUCACAAGGAACAGGCAGAGUACCUGAAAAAUAUGGUGCAAAAAGGGGAUUUUCCACAUUUACUGGUUUACGGACCAUCGGGAGCUGGAAAGAAAACUCGUAUCAUGUGCAUCAUAAAAGAGUUGUAUGGGAACGGAGCAGAGAAAUUAAAAACAGACACGAUGACAUUCGAGACACCAUCCAAAAAGAAACUAGAAAUCACAACGAUAAGUAGCAAUUAUCAUAUUGAAGUAAAUCCCAGUGAUGUGGGUAUAUAUGAUAGGGUAGUGGUGAUGGAUUUGAUCAAAAUGAUUGCUCAAACCCAUCAGAUUGAUCCAAGUGGACAAAGAGAAUUCAAGGUUGUGCUGCUGACAAACGUCGAUCAGCUUACGAGAGACGCUCAGCAUGCUCUUCGAAGAACGAUGGAAAAGUAUGUUGCCACGUGUAGAUUGAUACUGUGUGCAAACUCGACGUCGAAAGUUCUGCCAGCGAUUAGAUCGCGAUGUCUAGCGAUCAGGAUUCCAGCACCGACGAUAUCGGACAUAAAGAACAUUUUACAAUUGAUUUGCAAACGCGAGGGUUUAACUUUGCCAGAGGAGCUUGCAGUUAGAUUAGCGGAGGCCAGCGGUAGAAAUCUUAGGCGAGCGAUUUUGAUGCUCGAGGCUUGCAAAGUUGAACAAUACCCGUUUACUGCCGAUCAAAAUAUCACCGAGGCAGAUUGGCAAGUGUAUAUUCGUAACACAGCCAGUAUGAUGGUCUGCGAACAGACACCGCAAAAGAUUCAUGCGAUCAGGGAGAGACUUUAUGAAUUAUUAACACACGCGAUACCCUGCGAACUGAUAUUUAAAGGUCUUUUACAGGAGUGCAUAAAAAAUUGUGAUCUUCAGUUAAAAAUUGAAAUUGCAACGAUCGCAGCAGAGUAUGAACAUAAGAUGCAUAAGGGAUCGAAAGCGAUCUUUCAUUUAGAGGCAUUUGUCGCACGGUUUAUGGCAAUCUACAAAAAGUUUAUCGAUAUGUCCCUCGAAGAUUUUAUGUGACACUUUUGUAUUUUUAUGUAUUAAAAUCCAAGUAUUACCAAUGAA
Ceratina calcarata is the source of this 1116-nucleotide messenger RNA. It is a transcript of the gene RfC38, whose product is annotated as replication factor C subunit RfC38. The coding region runs from base 4 to 1071 and encodes 355 amino acids. Gene Ontology annotation, cellular component: DNA replication factor C complex; nucleus. Gene Ontology annotation, biological process: DNA-templated DNA replication; DNA repair. The transcript has 5 exons. NCBI's taxonomy places the organism in Eukaryota, Metazoa, Arthropoda, Insecta, Hymenoptera, Apidae. Gene Ontology annotation, molecular function: DNA binding; ATP hydrolysis activity; DNA clamp loader activity. The record is from RefSeq and is a predicted model, not a curated record.